CAUGGCUAAUGAGCGCGCUUCAUUAAUGUGGUCACAGCAACAUGGCAGGAAGGAGACUCUCGGACAGAUGCAGAGAUAGUGAAAACAGGGUUUUGCUCCCCAAAGUGAGUUGCUCUUCACCACUUGCCUCCUUGCAUGGCAGCGGCUCGCACUGUGCAACGAAAGCAUUGGGGCUCAGGGACGCAAGUGGGGUGGGAGCAUCUUUGCUCAGACACAAGCAGAAAUUGAGGUGGAUUUAUUUUUUUCCUUAAUUCUGCUUUUUUUUUUUUUUACCACCCCCCCUGUGGAACCGGUGCCACCCGGCCCUGCCAUGACUCAGGAACGGGUGGCCUUGGCAGUGAAGCGUGGUCCGGCCGCCGGCUUUGAUCCCCACGGCACUGAAAGCGGUGACCCCGGGGACCGCCUCGUCCCUCCUCCUUUACAAGCCGAAGCUUCCUCGCCCUUGAAGUUGCUGGCAGGUUACCGGAGCAGAGCAGAACAUCAUGAAGCACCCUGAGACCCGGCGUCCCUGAAACACCCAUCGCCGCAGGGAGGACCCUCCAGAAACCGCGUGGGGCAGGGGGGAAAAACCAAAAUGAGGCUCUUCCGGAGACGCUACAGCCCCUUGAAGGUGGCUUUGGCAGGCGCCGUCUUCGUCAUCUUCCUCUUCAUCCUGCAGAAGGAUGUGGGGAACAAGGACCCGAGCGAGGAACCCUGGUUGAAGAACAUCGUCCAGGGGAAGGACCAAGUCCUCGACCUGAUGCUGGGGGCAGUCAACAACAUCAGAGACUCGAUGCCAAAGCUGCAGAUCAGAGCUCCGGUUCGGCAAGAGGAACCACUGCCCAGCGCUCGCUCCUGCCUACCCGGCGUCUACACGGCGGCGGAGCUUCGGCCGCUGAUGGAGAGACCCCCCCAAGACCCCGCCAGCCCCGGAGCCGACGGCAAAGCCUUCAAGAAGGAUCAAUGGACGCCGGAGGAGACGAAGGAGAAGGAUCGAGGUUACGAGAAGCAUUGCUUCAACGCCUUCGCCAGCGACCGCAUCUCCCUCCAGCGAGCGCUGGGACCUGACAGCCGCCCGCCGGAGUGCAUCGACCAGAAAUUCAAGCGGUGCCCCCCCUUGCCCACCACCAGCGUCGUCAUCGUCUUCCAUAACGAAGCUUGGUCGACGCUGCUGCGGACGGUGUACAGCGUCCUGCACGCCUCCCCGGCCCUCCUCCUGAAGGAAAUCAUCUUGGUGGAUGAUGCCAGCACGGAUGAGUACCUGAAGGAUGAGCUGGAUCGCUACGUGGAGCAGCUCCAGAUCGUGCGAGUCGUGCGGCAAGAGGAGCGUAAAGGGCUGAUCACGGCACGGCUGCUGGGGGCCAGCGUGGCCAGCGGGGAGGUCCUGACCUUCCUGGAUGCCCACUGUGAAUGUUUCCACGGCUGGCUGGAGCCCCUCUUAUCCCGCAUCGCCGAAGAGCCCACGGCCGUCGUAAGCCCCGACAUCGCCACCAUCGAUCUCAACACUUUCGAGUUCUCCAAGCCCGUUCAGAACGGCAAACAGCACAGCCGGGGCAACUUCGACUGGAGCCUGACUUUCGGCUGGGAGGUCGUCCCACCCCGGGAGAGGCAGCGGAGGAAGGAUGAGACCUUCCCCAUCAAGUCCCCGACCUUUGCCGGUGGCCUCUUUGCCAUCUCCAGGUCCUACUUCGAGCACAUCGGCUCCUACGACGACCAGAUGGAGAUCUGGGGGGGCGAGAACGUGGAAAUGUCCUUCAGGGUCUGGCAGUGUGGGGGUCAAGUCGAGAUCAUCCCUUGCUCCGUCGUGGGUCACGUUUUCCGUUCCAAGAGCCCCCACACCUUCCCCAAGGGCACCCAGGUCAUCUCCAGGAACCUGGUCCGCCUGGCCGAGGUCUGGAUGGACGACUACAAGGAGAUCUUCUACAGGAGGAACCAGCAAGCUGCGCAGAUGGCCAGAGAGAAGACGUAUGGUGACAUUACAGACCGGCGCAAGCUGAGGGAGCAGCUCCACUGCAAGAACUUCACCUGGUACCUCCAGACCAUCUACCCAGAGAUGUUCGUCCCUGACCUGACUCCAACUUUUUACGGAGCGAUAAAAAAUGAGGGCACCAAGAGCUGCCUGGACGUUGGUGAGAACAACCACGGUGGGAAACCGCUCAUCAUGUACCCCUGCCACGGGAUGGGGGGCAACCAGUAUUUUGAGUACACGAGCCAGCAGGAGCUGCGGCACAAUAUCGGGAAGGAGCUCUGCCUGCGAGCGGGCUCGGGAUCGGCCGAGCUGGGCGACUGCCAGUACCGAGGGAAGCCCGGGCGGGUGCCGGCUAACGAGGAGUGGGACCUGGCACAGGACCGGCUGAUUAAAAACCCAGCCUCCGGUACGUGUUUGACGGCACGAGGGAAGCACCCGGCGAUGGUUCCCUGUGACCCGAUGGACCCCCACCAGCUCUGGUCCUUCACCUAGGCGGGAAGCAGAGUGGCCCAAGCCCCUGGCCGUCCCCAACCGCGCUCAGGAAACCAGAAUCCAAAAAAACUUCCCCUUUUUUUAAUUUAAGAAGCGAAAGCCUUAAAUAUGCUGCAUUUCAUGGUUGCCUUGAACUAAGUCCCGUGCCUUUGGAGCGGGGAAAGCCCAGGGAGCGGAGCCUGGCCAGCGGUACCCCGCAGAGCCCAAAAUGCGGCGGUCGUAGUGAUGCCUGAGGAUGCUCUUUGGUACCCAGCUGCUGCUCAUCCUUCCCCUCCCCGGCUCCAGCCAGAGACUGGGAAAUUCGUAUCGGGCACUGAAAAACGCGGCCACGCUGCCCUGCACGUGAAAGCAGGGUGGGAAACUCCUGCCAGCGAGGAGGAGGAUGGCGACCGGCCCUGCGGCUCAUCCCGUGGGAGGGUGGAUCGUGGUUUGUCGUGGCCCCGUGUGGGUAAUGGAAUCCCCCCCAGCACCCAGUGCUGCCAGGGGGCUGCCAGGAUCUGGCCCUCGCCCGCCAUAGCCCUGCAAGCAUCGUGUAUCACUGCUGCCAGGGUGGGAGAAGUUGGGCUGUCUGCCUUAGAUAUCAGGCUUGAUUUGGGGUGGGAAGUUAGAUUUUUUUUUUUUAUUUUAUUAUUAUUAUUAUUAUAUGAUGAUGAUUGCUGGGUGCGAUUCUGCUCAUCCUGGUGCUGAUCUGGAGGAGAGUUUUUUCUCCGAAUGGCACAGCUCGAACGCACCGCGGCAUCCUCCCGGAGACGCUCUCACCAGCGCCCAGGUGUGAGAUCUCCUCCUUCCCCUCGUUUUCUUCAAGCCCAACUACUGUAGCUGCCACUUUCAUUGCCAUUUCAUUUAGGGGGGGUGCGGGGGACACCCCUCCUGGAAGUGGCGUGGGGGUGGGAGAACCUGUCUUUGGAUACAUGACCUCAAAUAAAGAGAUGAUUUAUUUUACAGACAUCCCGUCUCCGGCUUCCUCCGAGCUCCCACCCCUUCUCUGAUUUAAUUUUCCCCUCUCUUCUUGCCCUGGAAACUCCCUUUUGCAGCCCAGAAGUGGGUUUAAAGCCACUUUUGCAAUGAGGCAUCACAUUUGGGGUGGUUCAAAUUUGGGUUGGGUUGUCCUGUGCCAGGGUGGAGGCUUCACUGCCAUCCCUUGCUGUGUUCCCUUCUGUGCUGAUAAAACAAAUAAGUGAUUAUUUGGAGACCAUUUUCCCCAUGAAAUCUUAUGUUUUCCUUAGAGAUAAGAGCAGAAAUGCAGCAGGUGCUUUUUUUUUUCCUUUCCUUUCCUUUUUUUUUUUUUUUUUUUUUUUUUUUUAAGCUGGGUGAACUGAUAAUCACCACUACCACAACUGCUGUUUUCCAGUGACUGCUCCAUCAGUGGAGCAAAAACCUCACUGCUGCAAGUUCACCCCGCUCAGAACAGCCUCAAUUUCUUUUUAAAGGGGUAAAAAAUGAAACUGUUUUGGCCAGAAAUCAGGUUUUUCUUAAAAACUACAUUGGUGUUUCAUUUAACCUCAAAAUAAUGCCCCAUGGAGGUCAUGUCCGGUCCCUGCUCUGGUGCUGGCUGUCCUGGGUGGGGUGGGGGUUUUUUGGAGUGGGUGAAG
Aquila chrysaetos chrysaetos is the source of this 4032-nucleotide messenger RNA. It is a transcript of the gene GALNT6, whose product is annotated as polypeptide N-acetylgalactosaminyltransferase 6. The coding region runs from base 575 to 2440 and encodes 621 amino acids. Gene Ontology annotation, cellular component: Golgi apparatus. The transcript has 11 exons. The record is from RefSeq and is a predicted model, not a curated record. NCBI's taxonomy places the organism in Eukaryota, Metazoa, Chordata, Aves, Accipitriformes, Accipitridae.